CAUCGUCAAUUUGCGAUAUAACCUGACGAAAUACUGGGCAAUUAACAUUUACGUAGCAGUGGUAAUGGUAACCUCUAAUGGUAAAUGGUUCAAUGUAUACGUUCAUGUUAUUCUCGGUCAAUUGUUUAUUUCACCAAACAAGAGAUCAACAGUCAAGGCCAAGAGUCCUUCCCCCCCUCACCCAGGUAGGGGACAUACCAUCGCAUGUUUCCGUCAUAGUUGUUCCCGAUGAGGCGACACAAAAACGCUACACAUACGAUUACACGUUUGUCCCGCGCUUGACCGGUGAGCAGCUGCAGCAGAGCGCCGAGCAUUGUUACGUCACGUGAGGCUGUAGCACUAUCAGGCUGCCAGCGUCUGGACUCACCGUCAGCCAAACGUUUCUGCCAGCAGGUUGUCAGCUAGCUAUCGACCAUGCGAGGCCAACGAGCGGCUCUGGACCCCCUCCUCCUGACGGCAGGGCUGACGAGGUGUCGGUGUCACGGGGCUGAGGUGAGAGCACGGGGGCCUGCUGUCCGCGGUGCUGCAGUGUGUUGUGUCAGCCCGCCCUGAGGUGUCCGUGUUUGUGUGCUUGAACUUCCCGCCGGCCUGCACGUGAUGGCGUGCGCACGCACCCUCGCACGGUGCCUCGUGCUAUUUAGAAGUAAGGUGUGUUCCUGUGUGUCGCACUGUCCAUCUGGGAACUUGGUGGCUGUGACUGAUUGAAGGCACGAGGCUGUUUGUGUUGCUUUUGUGCAGGCCGAGGCCCAUCCUGGGUGUUGGUGAGAGGGGCGAGAGGCGGGCGUGGCGGCGUGUGGCAGCGGGUGGGGGGCCGCGGCUGGCUAGCUAGUGGCAGCGGCUGACUGAGUCAGUGUUGGCUGUCGAGUGACACGCUAACAACCGUCCGUGUGAGCUCGAGAGAUGGUCCUCACGUACUUCCCCACAGUGACGCUAAGUGUCGGGAUACAUAGCGUGUUAACUGUUCACACACUGUUCUGAAGGUGCACACACUCCCGGGAAGUCUGCGCGCACCCUGGACGCCGCAAUAAUAGCGAAAAGUUAAGUGGAGUGACCCAUAGAGAGUAUCGGGCAGCAGGCGGCGCUGCCAAGUGUGGCGUGUGAGCGCUGGAUUGCCACGUCGGCAUGGAGCCUCGAUCCGGUGAGCCCCUGCAGAGCUUAAGCUGCCAGCACAACUCCCGCCUGCGCUCGCCUACGGCCAACACGGUGCUCAAGAAGAAGAAAAAGAGACGCAGGAGGCGCCGCCGUACCCCCAAGAACGAGGGCACGGGGCGCGCCCAGACCAAUGUCGCUGUUGUGUCGCCCACCACCUCCCGCGAGCCCUGGACGCCGCGGCAGGGCUCCCCCGCCCCCGUGCUGCGCCCCGUGGGGGCCCAGGUGCCCCGCGCCCCGGAGAACAGUACACAGUUCAUUAUGGAUGACCACGAAAACUCCGCCCUCUUCGUCGACUUUGACAACUUCAGCACCCCGCACUGGGAGCAGGAGCCGCCCGUCAGCGGCGCCGAGGACGAGACGGGCGGCGGCACGCCCACGCACGCCCUCACCCGAGACUGGUUUCCCUUCAACGCCGCGGACUUCGAGACGGCGUACCAGAGUGCCCGCGAGGACCGCCUGAUGGCGGGCAGCUCGGCGGAGCUCCGUGCGGCCAUCGUGGCCAUGGAGGCCCGUGCCGCCGUGCUCACCGACGUGCUCUCCUCCUCGCCCUCGCGAAUCGUGUCCCGCCUGCAGAACCAGCUGCUGCAGUUGCAGGAGGAGAACGCGCGCCUCAAGCAGAUACUCUCGCGCCGUAAUCAAAAGCGGCGGCCCAGCCUGCAGUCGUCGUCGUCGUCCUCUACAGACAGCGACUCCGAGUCUGACUCCACCAACUCGUCAAGCGACUGCUCCGAGUCAGACUGCGACACCUGUGCCGCGCGCCGCAGCCAGGCCGUGCAGCAGGACGAGGAGAAGGAGAACACCUGCCCCUUCUCGCUGGCCUAGGCCCCCGGCCCUCACCCCCGCCCACGGGCCUCGCCGGGGCGUCGGGAGGCCACUCCAGUGAACCUGCACCGCCCCGGGACCUCCGGCAGCCGCCGCCGCCGCGCCCACUGAGCCUCCCCUCCCCUCGCCCCCUGUGACCCGCGCAGGCCCGUCACCCUCCCGUUACACCUGUGGUGACCCUGCCGGGGGCACGCGAUCUCACCCCAGUGUUGCCCCCGCCGCCCUCGCCCACGUCUGCCGCCAGCUGCACGGGGUGGAAAGGCGCCACGUCCCCUGAGGGAGGCCUCGUGGAGGAGGGGCGCCGCCACCUCUACUGAGGGCGCUCCGGUAGGGUCUGGGGGCCCAGCGAGGCACUGACACCCAUGGACGACACACAGAGACGCACACAGACGAUACAAGGACGGACGCAGACUAGGCGAGUCCCCCGUGCGGCCUGCGUCACGGGAGAGACAUGCAAACCGGCUCCCUCUCUACGUUUUAAUGAUAAUUGUCACAUGUACCGAAUCCAAGUCAAACAGCCUUAGUCAGAACCUUUCACCACGGCCAGAGAGAGAGAGAAAGAGAGUGUUUGUGUAUUUGCUCAAGUGUUAUUUUAUUUUCAUUCGAGUGUGUAUACUUGUGUGUGUGUGUGUGUGUGUGUGUGUGUGUGUGUGUGAGAGAGAGAGAGAGAGAGAGAGACUUUAAUCGUAUACUCCUGAAAUAUGCAUGGUCAGUCAGGAUAGAGGUGUGUGUGUGUGUGUGUGUGUGUGUGUCCUAUAGUAUGUUACAUAACCUAUCACCUUGUACUGCUAUUACUUGACGAGCAGCCCAUCCUUAAUACCUCGAAUGUGAUGGAACUGUUACUAUUAUUACUGUCACAACUGUUACUGCCACUCUAUGCAUUUUACACUAAGAGCAUUACUUAAUUAAUUUAGCUUGUUUUCCUCUCCCAUUUCCUCUUUGUCAAUGCAUUAUUUUCCUUCCCUUCCCUUGUCAUGUUGUUGGUUAUCAUUUUCCUUCCUGAGGCAAUUUGCAACAACUUGAAACGUACUCCUACAAGUUUGUUAAGAUAUUUCUCCUCAUGAUGUUAUAAUUUUUCUUUGAGUCAAUUAGGACAACAUGAAGGGUCUCGGCCGUAUUUUAAGACACCAUCGCUUCUCACGUCAACUAUUUAUCAAGGUCAAAGAGGGGAUCAAUCUGGUUUUCAUGAGUGUUUUUUAAGGUUCAUGGCACAUAAGAAGGGUAAAACUACCCCUGGAAAGGCCUGCAGCUCCUACGAAAGCCAUGUCAAAUAUGUGAACUUGGGCGACGAAAUGUUUUAAAAUACGACCCUUUCUUUUUUACUCUUUCUUGCAGGGUUUUGUUAUCAGUUAUUUUGCUUUAUGAUGCAAUGUUUGAGUGCUGUUUUUAGUUAUCACUUAUAAUUUUUCUUUCUGAGCCAAUAUAGAGCAAUAGAAGCGUUUCUCUUUGUUACUCUCCCAUUCUCUUGCAGGGUUUUGUUAUCAGUAAUUUUGCUUUAUGAUGCAAUGUUUGAUGCUGGUUUAAGUUUGCAUUUUUCCAUCAUUUUCCUUCCUGGAGCAAUUAGAAAAACAUGAAAUGUCUCUCUAAUACUCGCACCUUCUCUUGUAGGGUUUUGUUAUUAGUUAUUUACCUUUCUGAUGCAAUCAUUUCCUUCUUGAUGUAAUAUUAUUUGCCUCAACAAUAUCAAAAGUCUAUUGUUACUUUUUCUUUCAAGGCAUUGUGUUAUCAUUUCCUCUUUGAUGCAAGUUUGUGGUUACUCUUUCUAUGGAUUGUGUUGUUAUCAUUUCCUUUCUGAUGUAAUAUUUGCCUCAACAACAUCAGAAGUCUGUGGUUACUUUGCCCUUCUCUUCAAAGGACUGCGUUAUCACCUCAUUAUCUCCUUUUUGAUGUAACACUUGCCUCAAUGCCAUCACAAGUAGUCCUGCCACUCAAGUGUUUGACAUGUUUGUUUUGAUCCUGUCAGCUCAUGAUUGAUCUUCCCGUGUUGUAUAUAAUUAUCAAGAUCCAGCUGCUGCUUCUUCACUUCAAUCUUUCUCUAUACAAUGGAUGUUGUCAACAGUUUUUAGUUUGAGCUCUACUACCGACUCGACAUUUUAUUCUCUGAUCUCUUUUUAUGUUUUGACGGAAAUAAAUGCAAUUGCUCACAUUAUUUUUUUAUUAUUUCUUUUUUUUUAUGCUUCAAUUCAAUACUCCUUGUUUUUUAUAUUUUCUCUUGCAAUAAGCUACUGCAAGUAUAUAUAUA
This is a messenger RNA of Eriocheir sinensis (Chinese mitten crab), 4216 nucleotides long. RefSeq lists its product as uncharacterized. Lineage: Eukaryota; Metazoa; Arthropoda; Malacostraca; Decapoda; Varunidae. Gene Ontology annotation, biological process: negative regulation of cyclin-dependent protein serine/threonine kinase activity; negative regulation of transcription by RNA polymerase II. The record is from RefSeq and is a predicted model, not a curated record. Bases 1123 to 1974 code for a protein of 283 amino acids. The transcript has a single exon. Gene Ontology annotation, molecular function: 7SK snRNA binding; cyclin-dependent protein serine/threonine kinase inhibitor activity. Gene Ontology annotation, cellular component: nucleus; nucleoplasm; cytoplasm.